This is a messenger RNA of Spodoptera exigua (beet armyworm), 1135 nucleotides long. The record is from the annotation of a GenBank genome assembly. Lineage: Eukaryota; Metazoa; Arthropoda; Insecta; Lepidoptera; Noctuidae.
GGGAUAUUUAAACAAAUUUAGCAAGAAAUAUCUACUCCAUAAGUUUUAUGUUUUUGAAUAUCAAACAAUUCUUAAGCAUCACAAUUUCCAAAUACAGGUUGACGCUAAUAAAGUGGCAUCUGCUUUUAUUAAUGACAAACACAAUAAUUAACAUAUGUAUAUCCCUCAUAUUAAUUUGGGCCGACAUGAUUCCACGAAACCUUGUCACGUACCAACAGACGCACUGGUAAAGGCUCACAAGGCAAUUUAUAUGAAUUUUAACAACACAGAUGAUGAAUACUCCAAAGUGUGCUUGUUAGGUUGGGAAGAGGUCAUAAAUUAUUUCAAAAUAGGGUUGUCGGUCGCUGACACAGGCUUUCCUAUUGUACGUGUGUUGUAUAAACAGUGGGUACGCUUUAAGCAUUGUUUAACACACUAUGAUGCCACUGAGCGUCUUUUGUUUCAUUCUUUGCUCCGUCUAGUUUUGUUAAACUUUUGUUAGUAGGGAUUUAAGUUAUAUUCUGCGCCUACUUGUUAUGUCGUUAAUCGAAAUGUACAAUUUCUUUUUCUUUUUCAUCAUCGCUUAAGUUUACAUGUUCAAUGCUAAAGCUUGUUUGUUUGUAAUUUAAUAUUUUCUCUCGUUUCAUGAUCUCAGUUCAAAAUCAAAACUUUUUUUACAUUUUCAUUGGCUUUUGUUGUAACUGUAGCUUCUAAACAUUAAUUACUAAGGUCAUGACCUUGAAAUUGGGGAAAAUUAUUCAGCGUGUUGAUGUAUUUUUUUCAUAUUGUGAUAUUUUCCCAGCUUCAAGCCGUAGUAACCAUUUAGAGACAUAUCCUUUGAUUAGUAAAAAGAAACGAAACAAUAAAUUAGGUAUAAUUAGUAGCUUAAGUUUAUCUUAAAUUAUAUACAAAAUACGCUCCAUAACAAAACGUUGUGCUAUCUAGGUUACAUUAAAACUUAUUGCAUUUUAUGCGUUAAAUAGAUAAUAUUAUAGCGUUAGAUUUUCGUUUAGUAAGAAAUGAAAAAAUAAAUAAUUGAUAAUUUCGAUAUGGUACCGAUUUUUGUGCCAGGAAGAUAGUACAAGCUGUUUUGCUUGUUUUGCUUGGAUACCAUUCCUCAGAAAUAACAUUGGCUAAGUUAUGGUGACACUACACU